Fusarium sp. VM40 is the source of this 396-nucleotide messenger RNA. Lineage: Eukaryota; Fungi; Ascomycota; Sordariomycetes; Hypocreales; Nectriaceae. The record is from the annotation of a GenBank genome assembly.
AUGCUCUCCACGUCAACAAUCCCCUUUCUGAUCCACGCCCUCAUUGAAACACCUGCCGCCUUCACAUUCAUCUUUCGGCCUUCCUCGCAACUUCAACCGCUUCCUCCAUCUGCAGCCUUGAUUCUGCAGUCUUUUGGCGGUCUUCUUCUCACGAGCAACCUCAUCGCUCUGAUCUUGAUUCGUCGACCAUUUGACGAUGUCGCUCGCCAGGCUUCACUCGCUUUCUCCUUUUGGCACCUCUGGCCGUGCUACCGUGCUUACAUGCGUAUGAAUGGGUAUACUAAGGAGGAAGAGGCGUCGACGACGAAAACGCUGGGAGGACCCGUGGUGCAUCUGGGAGUUCACGUCGUGCUGCUGACUAUGUUUCUUGGUACCUGGUAUUUUGGCAGUGCUUAA